Molecule: messenger RNA, 1230 nt
Organism: Penicillium arizonense
Lineage: Eukaryota; Fungi; Ascomycota; Eurotiomycetes; Eurotiales; Aspergillaceae
Product: integrase zinc binding domain-containing protein
Exons: 5
Coding region: 1-1230 (409 amino acids)
Source: RefSeq, a predicted model, not a curated record
AUGAGCAGCUUUGCAAGGCGCAACGAAGGGAAUGAUGCCUAUCUCAUGAACCACCAACUGGCUGUGCCAGGCUCAUAUGGCCAGCAAGAGAAUCAUGACUUCGCACAUGGAUCCCCAUAUCACUUCCCUCAACAUUCAUUCAAUCCCUACGGCUCUCAGUUUGGGCAACCUUACGGUCCACAGUCAAGCUUUUCUCCGGGUUUGCAGAAUCUGCAGUAUUCAUCAGAACAUUCGAUCCCAUCAAUGACAACUCAGGAUGAUCCCAGGGUCCAUCAUCCUCCGCAAUACAUGCCUCAGUCGCGCUAUCUUCAAGCACCAAAAUAUCUACCUCUUCGCGAUCCGAUGUCACUCAGCGAAAUAGAGAUUGAAAGUCAAGAGUCUCGCAAUGAGAUCUCCAAGCUCUCAGAGCCCGUUGUGCCCGCCCUUGACGGUUUCCCUGAUGUAAAAGAAUUUGAUCAGUUGAUGCAGAACUACGUCAAUGAUCUUUCCGUCAAGAAGCAAGACAAGGCAUUGAUUCAUGCUAAAAGAGCCCGUAACAUCAGGACUGUCUUAAUUGAUCCAAAGGAUACGGCGGUGGAGUCGGCUCAAUUUCGGUUCUGGGUUAAGAAGAUGUUCAAGCUGCAGGCUAUGGGGGCUGGAACGCCAGAAUGCAGGAAGAUGAUCUGUCAUGAGGGCAAGCCGGUUGCGAUUCGAGAGAAAUUGUUCAAAAUCCUCACCAAAGCACAUCAGCAAUGCCAGCAUGGUGGCCGCGACAAGACCUCUGCCCAGGUCCGGCGAAUCUACUCAUGGGUGCCGAAAGAACUGAUCUCCCGUUUCGUAAAGAUCUGCCCAACCUGUCAGGUGCGCCGCGGAGGUUCGCGCUUGACGCCGCCCAAUUCACGAAGAAGCUCCCCGCGACUAGAGAUGAUCCCUCGAUCUCCUAAACUCCCAUCACCUCCGGCUUCACGGCGAGAAUCCACCUUCGGCCAAAUGCCCAUUGACAGAACACAGUCUGACUAUUUCGGUCAUUUGCACAGCCAGAAUGCUUGGCUUGAUAGCCACCAAAGUGUGCAGGGCCGUUCAGCCCUAGGUAACGGAGUACGGUCGUUCCAGCCGAUGGGCAACAUUUCGCACUCAAUUGCGGGCACGUUGGACCCGUACACCACCGAUCUAUCUAUUCCUCCUUCCCAGUUGACCUAUACAACGGGAUAUGUUCCGACUCAUGGAGCCCCGCCCCAGAGAGAGUUCUGA